GGAACUGGCACCGGGAACGGAGUCAGCAGUCGGUCUUUUGGCAUCGUCUAAGUGGCACUGCUGUGUCCCUUCCUGUUUCCCGUUAAUUCCGUCGUCAUGAAGUUCGUAGUGCUACUGGCGCUUGCUGGACUGGCGAACUGUCGCACUACCCUUCAGGGAGGGGACAGAGCUCGCGAUGUCACCAUUGAGUACACGUACCUGGACGACCAUGGAAAGGAAGUGACCGUCGAGGUCAAGGCUGAUAACCUGGAACUAGACCUAACCAACGACUCGAAGCUGUCCCUCAAGAAGCCUUCUUCUUCUUCUUCUUCUGUAUCCAGAGCCACAGGGCCAAGUCUCCAACCAGAGCCUGCAGUUCACCGUUUCGUGGAAGUCCAGCCUCCUCAGCCUGCAGCUGCCACUAGGUCUAGGUCCAGAACAGUGUCUGUUCAGCCUCCUGCAGGGUCCAGGCUGGCGCCCUCCUUCCGGUUGGUUGAGCUGGACGAUUAUGACGCACCCGAGACAAGAUUUGUGGAAGUCGAAGCUCCUAAACCUAAGGUCGAGACCCAGUUUCUUCGGGUCGAAGCUCCUAAACCUAAGGUCGAGACCCAGUUUGUUCGGGUCGAAGCUCCUAAACCUAGGGUCGAGACUCAGUUUGUGCGGUUCGAAGCUCCUAAACCUAAGGUCGAGAAUCGCUUCGUCAUAGUCGACUUCCCGGAGCGAGAAUUUGAGACUAGCUUCCACCAAGUUCAGUCUCCUCGUGGACAUGAGGCUUUAGGCCUAGGGCAUUUUGCCCUGGCAAAGCCUGCUGCUGCUCCGAGGCGUGCCCCACCAACGACGCAGUUCUUAACGCAUCGUGGAUUCAGGUCUGAUGCCAACAACAGCGCCGAGGAAUGAAUUUUUAGGGACUUCUCCUUCAGGAGUCCUCUCCUUCCUGAUUUGUCGCAUGAGGCGCCAAACUAGAUCAAAAUGUAGUCGUCUGCGACGAGAAAAUCGAUAUUCCAGGCAAAUAUAAUACCACAAAAUCGUAAA
Macrobrachium nipponense is the source of this 1011-nucleotide messenger RNA. RefSeq lists its product as uncharacterized. The record is from RefSeq and is a predicted model, not a curated record. Bases 97 to 876 code for a protein of 259 amino acids. The transcript has 3 exons. NCBI's taxonomy places the organism in Eukaryota, Metazoa, Arthropoda, Malacostraca, Decapoda, Palaemonidae.